Messenger RNA from Meira miltonrushii, 634 nucleotides. RefSeq lists its product as uncharacterized. The annotation marks the transcript as partial. The record is from RefSeq and is a predicted model, not a curated record. Lineage: Eukaryota; Fungi; Basidiomycota; Exobasidiomycetes; Exobasidiales; Brachybasidiaceae. The transcript has a single exon.
CAAUGAAAGACAAACCUUCUUUUUUCUCGGUCAUCUCUGCAUACACCCAAUCAUUCAUCAUGAGAAAGGUCAACAGCCUCUCAAAAGUGCUAGCCGAUCUCACCACUCAACAUGGAGCACAACCUUUAUCGCCUGCCUUGCGAAGAAUUGAAAUCGAAAAGAUACCCUCUUCAGGAGCACAUGCUUCACAUAGAGCAUUUGUCAAGAAAGUGUUGCCAAGAAUAAAGUUUAACAACCAAGCUUUGGAGAUCGAUGUGCGAUGGAUUGAAGGUGUUGCAGAAAAGAAUAAAAAGUCAUCAAGGCAAUCAUCCGAAACAAGUGAAGCAGCACAGACAUCUGAAGGAUCUUCGGAAACAACUACUUCAUCCCAACAGCCCAAGAUGCCAGUAAGAGCGAGAUUACUCUUUGAUGGUUUACCAACACGUGAGAUCAACCUACGAAGGGAUGCCAACGUCAACGAGAUAACCAAUGAAAUCUUUCAAGCAGUCAGAGAGACUACUGAGAUCUCUGAGCCUGUCCAACCUUCUAAUUAGGCGGCUGUCAUUGAUUCGGGAUUCCCUCGCUAUUGUACACAAGAUCAUUGUACCUCGUUAUAUUGUAAUAUAAAUCUAAUAGAUUGAUUUCAAAUCUGCUC